Messenger RNA from Cutaneotrichosporon cavernicola, 795 nucleotides. RefSeq lists its product as uncharacterized. The transcript has a single exon. Gene Ontology annotation, molecular function: protein-lysine N-methyltransferase activity. Gene Ontology annotation, biological process: peptidyl-lysine methylation. Lineage: Eukaryota; Fungi; Basidiomycota; Tremellomycetes; Trichosporonales; Trichosporonaceae. Gene Ontology annotation, cellular component: cytoplasm. The coding region runs from base 1 to 795 and encodes 264 amino acids. The record is from RefSeq and is a predicted model, not a curated record.
AUGGACACCGAGGUCCUCCCCGCUCCAAACACGAAACACGUUGCGACGCUGCACACUCGCCUCCCCAACGGCGAUGAAGUGACGCUGCUCCAACAGGCCGUCGAUGCCGAUGGCACGCGCCUCGGAACAACUGGUACGACGCUGUGGCUCGGCGCACAGGUUCUUUCGGCAUACCUUGCCUCGGCAAUCGAGUUCAAACCUAACCGCGGACGAGCGCUUGAGCUCGGCGCUGGCGUCGGAUAUCUCGCCCUCACAGUUGCGAGCCUCGGAUACGACGUUGUGACAUCUGACAUUGAGCCCGUGGUGUCGCGUGUGCUAUCGCCAAACGCAGCGGCAGCGCCGAGGGGUUGUGGGACAAUCGAGGCGAGGGAGAUUGACUGGUUCGAUGCGGUACGCGCUGCCAGCGAAGAGAGCGGACCAAGCGGAUCAAAACAGGGUGGAUCAACAAGUACCGAUCCAAAAUCCAGCGCCUCUCUCGCCCUCCUCGACGCGCAGUACGACCUCGUGGUCACCACGGACACGAUCUAUGCGCCCGAGAUGACGCCUGCCCUCUGGGCGGCGCUGGAGCGAGCGGCGGCACCACGACCCGGACGCCGGACGCCGACAGUGUACAUUGGCCUCGAGCGACGGGAUCCGCGUGUGGUGGAUGCCGCAAUGGAGAUGGGUCGGCAGCGUGGUUGUACCAUGCGCCGCGUGGCCCAUGGGCGGGUGGUGAAGGCAUUGGAGCGGGCGGGCUGGCACUGGGGCCCAGAGGACUGGGAGGGCAUCGAGGUAUGGAAGGGCAAGUGGCGAUAG